AUCAAUUUAGUUAAAAUGGGCCCAGAGUUUUUCUUGAUUGGUCAAAUAUUUGUGUUGAUAACUGGCGCAAGUAAAGGAAUUGGCCGUGAAUUCGCUAUUACAUUUUCUCAAAUAGCAGAACGCAAUUCGCACUUUUUACUGAUAGCGCGUAAUGAAACUGGAUUGCAAGAAACAGUUAGUAAAAUGAGCAAUCGUGUCAAUGUUGAUUACGUUAGUAUGGAUUUGUCUAUAAUACAAGCAGAUCAGUUAGAAGAUAUGAUUCGGAAACGUAUCAAUCCGGAAGAAUAUGAUAGUGCUAUUAUUAUCCAUAAUGUUGGAUCAACUGGUGAUUUAAGUCAGUUGACCGAUGAAAUGAAUGAUUUUCGUGUUUGGAAAAAAAUGUAUGAUUUGAAUGUAUUUUCAUCAGCUGUUUUAAACUCAGUAUUCAUGGAAAUAUUCAAUCACAAAGUUAAAGCUAAAAAGUUAGUUAUUAAUAUGACUUCUAUUGCCUCUAAAUUGCCUGCAAAGUCAGGUGCAUAUUAUUGUUCUGCAAAAGCUGCACGUGAAAUGUAUUUUAAGGUCUUUGCUAAAGAGUUUCCAGAAGUCAGCGUUUUGAAUUAUUCUCCAUAUCUCACUCAAACUGAUUUGUUGAAACAGCUAGAUGGAAUAAGAAGAACUGUAGAACUGCCUAUUUUUUCAAUGAUAUCACGACUUGCAGGAUUAAUAUUAACGCCGAAUCAAGUAGCUGAUCGUCUUGUUGAAAUUAUACGGGGUCAAAAGUAUAAGUCAGGCGACUUCAUCGAUUACUAUGAUCCAAUAACUUCUACAAUACUUUUGACAGGUCAAAAGUUGCAUAUCAUAUAAUAAUAAAAAUUAAAA
Messenger RNA from Cotesia glomerata, 858 nucleotides. RefSeq names its product sepiapterin reductase-like. Bases 16 to 843 code for a protein of 275 amino acids. The record is from RefSeq and is a predicted model, not a curated record. NCBI's taxonomy places the organism in Eukaryota, Metazoa, Arthropoda, Insecta, Hymenoptera, Braconidae. Gene Ontology annotation, molecular function: sepiapterin reductase (NADP+) activity. The transcript has 3 exons. Gene Ontology annotation, biological process: tetrahydrobiopterin biosynthetic process.